Messenger RNA from Penicillium pulvis, 4875 nucleotides. Its product is annotated as ubiquitin-protein ligase RKR1. Lineage: Eukaryota; Fungi; Ascomycota; Eurotiomycetes; Eurotiales; Aspergillaceae. Gene Ontology annotation, molecular function: ubiquitin protein ligase activity; ribosomal large subunit binding; zinc ion binding. The transcript has 7 exons. Gene Ontology annotation, biological process: rescue of stalled cytosolic ribosome; ribosome-associated ubiquitin-dependent protein catabolic process. The coding region runs from base 1 to 4875 and encodes 1624 amino acids. Gene Ontology annotation, cellular component: RQC complex; cytosol. The record is from RefSeq and is a predicted model, not a curated record.
AUGAGUAAAAAGUUCAAAUCGCAGGCUUCCAGCAGUCGUGCGGCUGCUGGGGCCUUUGGUUCGUUUGGGGGGUUCUCAGGUACUUUUGGUAAUGAUGGGCGUGAACCGUCUUCACUUACUUACAUUUCUGAGCCACCGGAUCUUUCUCUCAUCUCAGAGCAGCAACUGGUGAUUGCCUUUAAGAAUUUACAGAAGAAAGAUGAUAUCACACGAACAAAGGCCUUGGAGGAGCUGAAAGAAUACAUCUCAGCUAUAGAAGGUAAAAGAGGAACAUUGGAUGAUGGGUUCCUACAAGCAUGGGUCAAAAUAUAUCCCCGAGCUUCAAUUGAUCUCUCGAGGCGGGUCAGGCAGCUGGCUCAUACUUUGCAAGGCUCAAUAUCUGCAUUGGUUGGCAAGAGAAUUGCACCUCAUCUAUCAAGGGUUAUAGGCGCAUGGCUUGCUGGUAUCUAUGACAAUGACCGGCCAGUUCAACGCUCCGCAUUGGAGUCUUUCACCAGCGUAUUUUCAACGGAGGAGAAGAGGAACAAUGUCUGGAAGAUCUACCAAAGUUCCACGUUGGAGUAUAUCGACGAUGUCCUUCUCCACCAGACACCCUUGACCUUGAGUGAUGAGCGAACAGUCAAGCGGGAUGACGCCGAGGCAAAGUAUGCUCGCGUUGUGGGAGCCGCAUUGAUGCUUUUCAACCGCAUUUUAGGAAACUCGCCAGAUGAUGACCUGCAAAGAAACCUGGGCGAGAUUGAGAACCUUCUAGGCAGCAAGUCUCUAUGGGGGUUUUGCAGUCAUGAGGAUCCAUUUGUCCGCCGGUCUAUAUACAUUGUUCUACGAUCUGCCAUCUCUCGAGAGCCUGCCUGGAUUGACUGGAAACUCCUCAGUUCAGCAAUUGUAGGGAAAUCAUUGUCAAUCCCCCAAAUCGGCUCUGCUUCCGAGCUUUCUGAAUCUCUCUUUCUCUUGACCUCAUCACGACCGCAGGUAUGGACAGAUGACUAUACCGGAAAGACCUCUGCAUCAAAAAAGCUGCGCCAGUACAUUCAACAAGGCUCACAGGGUGGCCUCGCAGUUUUCUGGACAAACCUGGAUAAAUUACUCCGCAUCAUUCCACGAGAGGUACUUGCGGGAACCGAUAAAACAUCUACAGACGAUACAAUCAAUAUUUCCAGCGCAUCAGCUUUAACGGAAGCCUUCCAAGGCGGAUUGAUUUCAAGAGAAGAGCCCCGCCAAAAUCUCACUACCGGGUGGAAGUCCUAUAUUCGUGUUGGAGCUUGGCUUGGGCUUCUCAUAUGCCAGGAUCAGCGGCCCGAGUUCGUUGAAACGAGACUCUCACCCUUGGUUGUACAGUAUGUGCACCCGAGUUCCGAAAUGUCUCAGUGGUCACUUCCUUCACCGACCGCUCAAGAAAUUUGUACCGAUUACCUCCUUGUGCUCAUUGGCCACGGUCAAAGCCACCAACUCGAGCCGCUGUGGAUGAAGCUAUCGAAUGAAUUAUUGGAAGCAGUGAAGCUGUCAUCUCCGGAAAAGUCGAAUGACUUCCGCGCCUCUCAAGAUGCUGUGUGCGCUGAAGCACGACGUUUCUUUGCACUGGAGCCCGCAGUUCUUUCAAGAGCUUCGGAUUCGGAAAGCGAACAAAGCGCUCGAAGGAUCUUCGAGAAGUCGAACUUGUUCCUUCUUGAAAACUGCCUGGAAGUUCUUCGUUCCCGCAAUGGCAAACCUUACGGAGCAGCUGGGGUUGUAGAAGAGUGUGUACGAAGUAUGUCUGACGUUGCGAAGGGAUCCCAAGACCUCAUCAACUUUGUUCAGACAGAUGCACCCGAGCUUUUGUUCUCACCCUCUGGUGACAAGCUCAUUUCAAUCAUUUUGGCAUGCCGUGAGUGGGAUGGAUUUGCUUCCAGCUUCGAAAAAGUGGUUGAACGAACCAUGGAGUUGGACCCCGAGCAUUCCAAUGCACAUAUCUUGCAGACUCUUCUCUCCAGCCUUGACUUUAAUGAAGUGGGUGAUAAAAUUAAGCUCUCCUCGCUUGUCAUGCGAGCUCUGGAUCAGGCUUGCAGAGGAAGCUCUUCUCACUGGCCUAUCAUCAGUUCUGUGCUUCAAAACCAGACCUCUCGUAGUGGCCUAAUGGACCAGAUAUUCUUGUCGAUUAUCGAUGCAUUAUCUGAGGAGGAUAAAGCUUUGGACGUGUUGCAUGGUCUUUCUCAUCUCGGGAAGACCGCGCCUUCUGCUAUCAAAGACUUCCAGAAUGGACCUCAUGGCUCGAAGCUAACAGGAAAACUGUUAUAUCUCACAGAGUCACCCUCAGAGGAAGUUCAUAAUCUGACAGAAUCUUUGAUCAACACUUUCAAAGAGACCAUUGUUGGCGAUUUGAGCACUGCUUCGAAAAUAGAGAUUCUACGUCAAGGGCUUAGCCAUGCAAGCGAGGAGUCUUUGUCUAUUGAAUCUCUCUUUGCUAUUGCAGAGGAGCUGAUGCACGCAAUCGAUACAGACGACGCUUACACUGCGAAAGAUAUUUUACCUUCUCACAGUGCUUGGGAGGAUGCGAUGACUCCUUUCCUUCAGCUCCCACCUCGGUCAUCAACAGCCGUUACUAGUCCGCUGCUGGGUGCUGUCAACCUAGUCCAGCGUGAUAUUUCAGAGUCAUUAAAGACGCUGCGGCUUGGAAUUUCCCGAGAUUCAGAUCGCUGCACUGCUGCAUUCCGUAUGACAAUUUUCACCAUCAAGGCAUUAUCGGCCUUCGAUAUUGCUACGAAGCUGGAAAACACGGAUCUAGAGACACUCUUUUACUUCCUUCCAUUGGCCAUCCAACUAAUCGACGAUGAUCUGAGCAUUGAAAACUGCAAUGGCAUUUCAGGUCUCGAGCUGGCGGAUCAACGUGAAGAAUAUUUGGAGCUCGUGUUCCAGGGACGAAAGGUAGUCAGGGAUUGGGCUCAUGCAAAGGCAUCCCUGAAGUCUUCGCCAGAUACUACCAUUUCCUCGGUUCUGAUCUCUUUCUGGGAAAACAAGCUGGUGGGGCUCAAUGGAAAUUCUCCCAUGGACUAUCGCGUGGGACAGGCCUUCGUCAAAUUGAUGACUUCGGUGGAUGGUUUUGAAACAUACAAAUCGUCGGAUGAUGUUGCCAAGAUUUGCAGAGAAGCACGUACUGCCAAUGAAAUACGCUCGGCAUCGUGGUUUGCUGCUUUGCGAAGCUCCAUUCUAUUAAACCCAAUUGGAAACCGAAUUUGCAAUGAACUCGUCGCCGACUCUACGGGUCUCAAGCCCGAUGAUUUAUCCCUACAGGGGUUGCGAAAGCUGGCAUUCCUUAAUAUUUUGCUGUCGGGAGAAGAGGAUGUUGUCUCAACUAUUCCCACUCAGCGAUUGGUUUUCCUUACCAAGAAUCUCAUUGAAUGUCUUCAAUCGGAGAUGACAUCAAUUGGGUUGAGAGCUGAGAUCUUGCAGACUUUGGCAUUCAUCCUCCCUGGUCUUACUGAUAUCUACGGUUCACACUGGGAGGACAUCAUGGAGAAUUUGAGCCUCGUUUUCAAAAACAGCAACGGAGGGGAAGACGGUAUCCCCUUGCUAGUGUCCUCUUUCCGACUCUUUGCGCGUUUGAAGGCCAUGGCCGAGGGUGAGAGCAAUGAUGACCUUCAAGAUGCCUGGUUAGAGCGGAAGACUGGCCUCUCCAAUGAAUUGGUCUCGACUAUCGGACAGUUCGACGCAUCAACCACAUUCCACCAACCCCGAGACGUCGCAGUUGAACUGUUGCGCCGCUUGAUCAAUGGGGUUGCCGUUGAUAAGCUCGAAGACGUUAGUGAAGUCUUCCAUCUUCUGACUGCUCACAGUCGCGCCAUUCAACGAACUGCAUACACAAUUCUUCAUCGUUAUAUUCCCCAAGCUCAAGAACAGGUGUCCUUUGACGUAGCCCUAUCAAAAACUGCAGUCAGCCUGCCUGACGAGUUGAUCUCCCUUCUGCUUGAGACACCAACUAUGGAUAUGGUUUCCAAGUCAUACGGUGAUGACAAGAUGUGGACCAGCAUAAGAUCAUACCUUCUAAGCUGGAAGGUGGUCUUCGAUCACUUUACCAACGCGUCAAUUCCCGUGCAAGAAUACUACGCAGAAAAUAUCAAGGAAAACAAUAUCCUGAUUCCCCUGCUGGAGUUCAUGUUCAAAUUCCUCCAAAAAUCACAGAACAAGAUCGUUGAUGCAUCCAAGGUCGAAGUCCGGUCCUUCGAGCCCGAUAACUCGGACAGCGCCGAAAAAGAAAUCCAGUGGCUUUUAGUGCAUCUGUACUAUCUGUGCUUGAAACAUUUGGCGAAUAUGACCAAGAAUUGGUGGAUUGAUACUCAAAAACGGAUCAAGGGACCGGUGGAAUCGUGGUCAGAGAAAUACAUCUCACCAUUGGUGAUCGAUGAUGCUCUAAAAGCUGUCACGGACUGGGUGGCCACUCAGGAUCCAAACGAGGAACGGGCCCUCUCUGUCAAAAUGUCUCCACGCACGGCGGAGAUCAUUGCCAGCAUUUUAGUGGAUGAGGAAUCCCCUCCUGUGUCCAUUUCGAUUUCCCUCCCCCCUGCAUACCCCCUUCAUCCUGCUACUGUGGUCGGCCGCAGCCGUGUACUGGUGGACGAGAAGAAGUGGAAGAGCUGGCUGCUUACGAUCCAGGGUGUGAUCAUGUUCGCCAAUGGCAACCUUGUCGAUGGAUUGUUGGCAUUCCGGCGCAACGUCCAAGGGGCUCUGAAGGGACACAGCGAGUGUGCCAUUUGUUACUCGGUGAUCUCCACUGACAUGCAAACGCCUAACAAGCGGUGCGCCACCUGCAAAAACACUUUCCACUCUGUUUGUCUGUUCCGAUGGUUCAAGAGCAGUAACCAGAGUACUUGCCCGUUGUGCCGGAACAACUUUGUGUAUGUUUAG